This is a messenger RNA of Syzygium oleosum, 829 nucleotides long. Its product is annotated as ankyrin repeat-containing protein NPR4-like. The transcript has 3 exons. Bases 1 to 780 code for a protein of 259 amino acids. Lineage: Eukaryota; Viridiplantae; Streptophyta; Magnoliopsida; Myrtales; Myrtaceae. The record is from RefSeq and is a predicted model, not a curated record.
AUGCGUACCCCAGACCGUGUGAUUAUGAUUGCUGAGCGAUUAUAUGCAAUGAUAUGUGAAAUGCAGUUGGAGUCUGUGACCAAAUGGUCACCGAGAUGUGUAUACCCGGAUGUUUCUGGAGCAGCUUUUCUUCUUCAGCGGGAACUUCAGUGGUUUAAGGUAGUGGAAGAUAAGGGCUUUCCUUUUCUUAAACAUAUUCGAUCCAAUGGGAGCAGGAAAACAUUGUGGGAAGCUCUUCUAGUACAGCGCCAAAAAUUGCUCAAAGAGGCAAGACAAUGGAUGAAGGAUACGUCAUCAUCUUGUACUCUCAUCGGGACUCUCAUCACUACGGUAGCUUUCGCUGCGGCUUUUGCGGUACCUGAAGUUAACGAUGGUAGUAUGGGGACCUCGAUCUUUCCAAAGAAGGGCUCAUUUAUGGUAUUUGCGGUUGCAAACGCUCUUACCUUCCUCUCCUCUGUUACCUCUACCUUGAUGUUCUUGGCUAUCUUAACUUCACGCUAUGCCGAAGAAGAUUUCCUCCACUCACUGCCGAAAAAAAUGAUAUUGGGCCUUACUUUUCUCUUCCUCUCUUUGGCCUUUAUGAUAGUGGCGUUCAGCUCUGCUCUUAUAACUAUCCUAAGUGAACGAUUCAAGUGGAUUUACAUCCCAAUCACUUUGCUGGCUUCCUUCCCGGUCAUAUUGUUCGCAAUCCUACAGCUUCCCUUGUAUGUUGAAAUGGUCGAAUCCACUUACUGGGCUCGCCUCUACCGUCCCCUGAACCCGAAGAAGAUUUGGAAAUGAUCUAUGAUAUUAUUAGACAUUGGCAUCUGUGAUGUGAUUUUUGUUUGCA